AUGAACUCCCUCAUCGCCACCACGGCCCUCCUGGCCACCACCGCGCUUGCACAGGGCAUUGGCAGUGCCAUCGUCCUGAACAACUGCAACUACGACGUCUCUCUCAACAACGUCCCCGCCUCCGGCGGCGGCGCCAGCGCCGUCUCCCAGACCCUCUCUCCCGGCGGCACCUACACCCAGGAAUGGACCCAGCUCACCAAUGGCGACGGCUGGUCCAUCAAGCUCGCCCCGCCCGGUGCGAGCAGCGUCAUGCAGUACGAGUACACCUUCCAGAACGACGGCACCAUCUGGUACGACCUCAGCGAGGUGAACGGCGACCCCUUCAACGGUGACUGGGUCAUCUCCGCCACUGGCGACUGCGCCCCGCGCCAGGCCGCGUACAUGUACUCCACCGACGACGCCUACGGAGAGCAGUCCUGCCCUCAAGCCUCCGCCAUCACCGUCUCCCUGUGCGGUCUUUCCGGUGGCAGCAGCUCUGGCGGCAGCCCGUCCUCCGCUCAAUCCGCUCAGUCCUCCCCGGUCGCCAGCCCUACGUGGAACGGCGCCCAGAGCGCCGUGAGCUCCGUCACCCAGGCAUUCGGCAGCGUGACCAGCGCCUUUGACAACGCCGCCGCCGCCGUCGCCACCCCGACCACCUUCGCCACCGCCGUGGUUAAGGGCGGCAAGACGGUCACCAACAUGCACACCGUCGUCGUCACGCAAUACGUGUCCGCCGCCGAAGCCGCCGCGACCGAAGCGGCUGGCUCGAAGCGCCACGGCCACAUUCACCGCCACGCCGACUUCCACAACCGCGCCUAG
Molecule: messenger RNA, 798 nt
Organism: Neohortaea acidophila
Lineage: Eukaryota; Fungi; Ascomycota; Dothideomycetes; Mycosphaerellales; Teratosphaeriaceae
Exons: 1
Coding region: 1-798 (265 amino acids)
Source: RefSeq, a predicted model, not a curated record